Molecule: messenger RNA, 282 nt
Organism: Hepatospora eriocheir
Lineage: Eukaryota; Fungi; Microsporidia; Hepatosporidae
Source: the annotation of a GenBank genome assembly
AUGAAUUCAUUUGAAAUUUUAUUUAAACAACUCAAUAAAAUUCUAAUAAAAGAUACUUCAGCUAUUUUAAUAGAAAUUAAUAAAGCAAGUAAAUUUACUUUAAACAUAAAUAAAUUAGAUAUAAGUUAUAAGAAGUUUAGUAAGGAAUUAGAGUUAAUUAAAUUUAUAAAAAAAAUGAAUUUAGAGUAUCAGAUAGAAAUUAGAAUAUUUGAGGAUGUUGAUUCUAAUGAAUUAUAUAAUGGCAUUGUAUUUGGUAUUGAUAGACUUAUUUUAGAGAAUUAA